GGGGAGCGAGCGAGGCAUCGACGGAUGGCCGUAUACGAGGGCCAGGGGGGCGGUCGUAUAUAAGUGACGGGGCACGUCGAGGAGACGGGGCAACGGGGAGCGGGGGCAAAGGGGCGGAGACAGUCGAGAAGUCGAUUGCGGGACACCGAGACAGGAACUAAUGAGUGACGCUAAGACGACGACGACGACUAAGGCAGGAGAGUCCGUGCUGGACGCCUCGCUGCCGAUCAAGGAGCAGAUGGAGCGUCUCAUCCGUCAGAAGCAGGCGGAGAUCUGUGCCGGGCUGGAGACGCUGGAGACCAAGCAGUUUGCGCCGGACGAGUGGGUCCGCGGCAACAACGGCGGGGGCGGGCGGUCGAUGGUGCUUGCGGACGGGUCGACGUUCGAGAAGGCCGGGGUGAACGUGUCGGUUGUGCACGGCACGCUGCCGCCGGGGGCCAUCGAGCGGAUGAAGAACGACCACAAGGACAUCGAGACGUCGGCAGCCGGCACGGUGGGCUUCUUCGCGUGCGGGUUGAGCAUGGUGUUGCACCCGUGGAACCCGCACGCGCCCACGAUGCACCUGAACUACCGCUACUUCGAGAUCAUCAACCCGGACGGCACGACGCAGACGUGGUGGUUUGGCGGCGGCGCAGACCUCACGCCCAGCUACCUCUACGCCGAGGACGCCCGCCACUUCCACUUGCAGCACAAGCAGGCGCUCGACCCCUUCGGCGCAGACCUCUACCCGGAGUUCAAGGCCUGGUGCGACCGCUACUUCUACAUCCCGCACCGCGGCGAGACCCGUGGCGUCGGCGGCAUCUUCUACGACGACUUCAACCGUCUCCCGGCCCAGCGCUGCCUCGAGAUGGCCGAGAGCUGCUUCAACGCCAUGCUCCCCUCCUACCUCCCGCUCGUCGCUAGACGCAAGGACACCCCCUACACCCCCGAGGAGAAGCAGUGGCAGCAGAUCCGCAGAGGCCGCUACGUCGAGUUCAACUUGGUCUACGACAGAGGCACCAAGUUCGGUCUCCAGACCCCGGGCUCCCGUGUCGAGAGCAUCCUCAUGUCCAUGCCCAAGACCGCCACCUGGCUCUACAACUACGAGCCCGACUCCGGCUCCCGCGAGGCAGACCUCCUCCAGGUCACCCGAUCCCCCGUGGAGUGGGUCUGAUCCUCCCGAUGUAACCUUUGUACAUAGCACACAUAGAUAGACCCUGCAAUCGAUGGACCACGACACCCCGUCUGUCGUGGACUUCCACAACCCCUUUCCUCCCUUCCCUUCCGACGAGC
Molecule: messenger RNA, 1272 nt
Organism: Pichia membranifaciens NRRL Y-2026
Lineage: Eukaryota; Fungi; Ascomycota; Pichiomycetes; Pichiales; Pichiaceae
Exons: 1
Coding region: 161-1153 (330 amino acids)
Cellular component (GO): mitochondrial intermembrane space; cytoplasm
Molecular function (GO): coproporphyrinogen oxidase activity
Source: RefSeq, a predicted model, not a curated record